AGGUGUCCGUUUCGAGAGCGCGAGCGCUUUUCGUUUGGUUGUCGCAAGCUUUGCUUCGGCUAUUUCUGCAAAUAACGAGCCUAUUUUGCCUCCGCCUGUCUUUCUGUCUGUCUGUCAAGAUGCAGCUGCUGCAACGGAAAAAGACUGACCCGAGCUUCGUGAUCAGCAUCGAGAGCGGUGUCGAGGAGGUGCGGGAACCUAAGGUACACGAGGAAUGUGACUUUCUGGUGGAUGUGCUCACCGGCAAGCGGUCGGUGUCACCCGAUUUCUGCUGCAAGAUGCUGUACAUGAUCUUCUGCACCUGCUUCACGAGCGAUGGCGGCGCAAGCCAGCGACCGAAGUUAGCGGCGGCCAGUGGCAGCGGCCGCACCGCAAACCAGCAAUACACAGCGACCCCUAACCUACCAAACGAUCUGAGCGUGGGACGGGCGAGAGUGUUCAUUCGGGGAGUGUGUUUUGUGUGAACCAAAAACGAAACGUUAAA
Molecule: messenger RNA, 484 nt
Organism: Anopheles merus
Lineage: Eukaryota; Metazoa; Arthropoda; Insecta; Diptera; Culicidae
Exons: 2
Coding region: 120-464 (114 amino acids)
Source: RefSeq, a predicted model, not a curated record